AUGUCGUACGAGACGAUAUUAGUAUUUGAAGAAAGGGACUGGACGCAUUUUUCAUUUCAGUGGAAAAAUUGCAAGUCAAAUGAAGUGGCCUAUAGAAAACUGGACACUGCUAAUGCAGAACACAAUACCAGCCAAAGCUGUGAGGUUUAUGCCAUGUUUUUGGAGAAGAAUUUCACAGAUUAUAAAGUGACUAUUCUCAUUGGUUAUGAUUUGGUCCUGAAGCUUACAGACAGACAUUUUGAAACCUUUGAAGCAAAUGAUGGAACAGAUGAAAUCGAUGGCAGUGGGAUAUCCUUCACUCGCCAGAAGAGGAGCAUCAGAGUCAGUGGAAAAUUCAUGCCUACCCUGGACUGGGAGAGAGUCGAGAGGAAGUACAUGUCUAGGUCAUUAGGUCAUUCCUAUCUUCCCAGACCAAGUCUGUCAUUAGUCUCAGGGACGCAACUUCACAAACCAGCUGGAACCUCAAUGACAGAAGAACAAUGUGAGGACAGAAAAUGUAAUCAAUAUGGUGGUAACAGUCAAAAACAAGAAGAGAGCAGCAUAGAAGGCUGGGAAACUAACAAUGAGGAAAAAGAUCAAGGCAUAUCUGUUUCAAAAAUUGGGAUUUCAAAGGAAACAAUGGAUGAACUGAAAGCCGUUCUAAAGGAGAGCCCUUUAAUUACCGGCCGGCAAAAAGUGAACAAUAUAACUAGUUGUUCUGCCUCUGAUUUAAAUGUACAAAAUCCUGAAGAGAAACCCGGAGAGGAAGAGGGCAAAUCCUCCAUCGCCUCAAAAGCACAAUCCAGCAGCCCCAGAGAGCAGACAGCACAGAAAUCAAGCAGGCAAGUUGCUGGAGAUGAGCUGCUGAAAGAGGUCGUGGCUAUUCCCAAUACCCAAAAUUCAGAGAACAUCAAACCAAUCGUUUUGAAAGCAUCGGAGUUACCCAGCCAUGUUGACAGUGGAUUAGACUCAAAGCAUGAUCUAAGUUCAUAUGUUACAGUUAACAUGAGAGACCUGACUAUGAUUAACAGUGUAACUCCCUCACAAACAAGUACCACUGUCGAGCAAGUGAAGCAACAGAUCACAAGGGAAGACAUACGAUUUAUCCGUUUUGAAGCAAGUGACUUUCAUGGAAUUUCAAGAUCGAAAACUAUUCCAUCUCGUUUUUUUCAGGAGAAAGUGUUUCAUGGGGUGCCUCUCCCAAGAGGUUAUCUGGAAAUAGCUUUGGACCCGAAGGAAAAUGGAAUGAAUCAUCCUAGUUUCAACAGUGACAUACUCUUAAUGCCCGAUAUCUCAACCUUCAGAAUCCUCCCCUGGGCUGUCAAAACUGCAAGGAUCAUUUGUGAUUCUUGCUCAAUAACAGGAGGUCCUCUUCUGACAUCCCCUAGACAGAUAGCAAAGCUUCAACUGAACCAGCUCCGGGCAUAUGGCUUCACCUUGUAUUCAACGUUCACGUAUGAGUUUUGGCUUUACAGUUUCACUCAGACAUUAAACACACCGGCAUCUUUCCCUGCUGCAACUCUCCUGAAUAACCAUGACCAGAACUUUGUGCAGGAGCUAUUCAAUGACAUGUAUGGUGCUGGGGUUGAUAUCGAAAGCUUUUCCUCUUCCUUGGGGCCUGGCCAAAUGGAGGUCUCCAUCCGAGCUGAAUUUGGAAUGGGUGCAGCAGACAAUGCCUUCACAUUCAGGACUGGCGUCAAAGAGCUAGCAAGGAAACACAAUAAUGCUGCCAGCUUCUUCACACCCUCAGGUUUUGGCAACUCAGGCACGUUUUCCCAUAGUCUGUGGGAUGCUAAUGGGAGGCAGAAUCUCUUCUGUGAUUCAACGGCAGCGCAAGAGCUGUCUGGCAUUGGGAAGAGAUGGCAGGCUGGCCUGGUGCAGCAUGCCGCUGCCCUCAGCUGCCUGGUGGCACCUGGACCCCGUUGUCGCCAACGCUAUAGUGCAGGGAAGCGUGAAGGGGUUGUUGACGUGACCUGUGGCACCAAUGACAACAGCUGUGCCUUUAAUGCCAAGUUCCACGGUGGUGGGGGUGCCCGUCUUGAAAACCGACUGGCAUCAGCCAUGGCAAACCCGUAUGUCGUCCUCGCUGCCACUGUGGCUGCGGGCCUGGAUGGCCUCAGGAGGGAUUCCCCUGAAAACUCAACACAGGCUGCACCCAUUCUUCACCCACUGAAACCCUGCAGCAUUCCUGUUCGGUUGGAGGAUGCACUCAUUGCACUGGAACAUGACUACUGCAUUCGGAGGGCACUGGGUGAACCUUUCAUCCAACAUUUCAUUGCUGUUAAACGGUUUGAAUUGAAGACACAGACAUUAGAUGGUGAGAAUGACAAGUACCUACAGUACUUCAUUUAGUAAAAUGGCCAUAGCUGCAUAUGUUAUAUCACAUGCACAUUACCAUGCUCCAUGUCAUACACAGCAAACAAUAUAGAAUAUAUAGGUGCAACAUAUACAAAAUACCACACACAUAAUACCAUAUAGCAUAUAAUUGAGAGUACAUACUUUAAAAUAUUUAAGAAUAUACAUAAAAACCAUAUAUCAUCCAUAGCA
Rhincodon typus (whale shark) is the source of this 2526-nucleotide messenger RNA. RefSeq names its product lengsin, lens protein with glutamine synthetase domain (gene lgsn). The record is from RefSeq and is a predicted model, not a curated record. Gene Ontology annotation, cellular component: membrane; cytoplasm. The transcript is spliced from 5 exons. Bases 1 to 2331 code for a protein of 776 amino acids. NCBI's taxonomy places the organism in Eukaryota, Metazoa, Chordata, Chondrichthyes, Orectolobiformes, Rhincodontidae. Gene Ontology annotation, molecular function: glutamine synthetase activity.